GUUUCAUCUAUCUUGAUAUUGGGUAGUCACAAUACAAGCGCCAUGUCGUCUUUUAUCUCACUCGAUCUCUCAUACGAGGGCGACUCAGUUACGGAAAAUAAAAUUGUUGCUACACUUCAGGACCUCGUCGACGACGCAGAAUCCCCCAGGUCUGCGGCGAAGAUAAUCAAUCGGGUGAUUAUUGAUGACUGCCGUGAUGCUUCUAUUUCUUACAAUUCGGCAUCAGAUCCGACAGCAGGGCAGAUAGAGUCCGGUACCGUCCGUGCCCCUAACCCCGGCGGAUGGAUGGAAUAUCUCUGGGACUGCCUGGGAAGAGCAGCAAUGAGAGUACCUGCUGACCAUAGAGGCCAAGACAGACUUGUAAGCCUGCUCCAGGAACUCCGGCAACUGCCUAAGAUCCUUGUCCCCGGGCUUGUUGCUGGAGAGAUGAGGGAAACCAUACUCUGGAAUAUCACGAAAGAAACUCGGUAUGAGGGCCUUACCCAGUGGCUUUGGGAUCUUGAUCAAGGUAACUUUAAUGGUGCACGCCAGGUAGAGAGUGACCCAAAUGCUGCUGCUGCCUAUAUCAACUUCUCUGCUUUUCUGGCACGCCUAUUGGCGGCCGGCGUAGCAGACACGAACACCCUGAGCGCACUACGACGACCGUCGCCAUUCGCAACAAGUCACCAAGAUCGUAUCUUACAUGACUUGCCUCGCCACGAACCUUACGCAGCAGCUGCGGCCCAGUGGAUUAUCUAUGCUGGGGAUGUACUCUUCGAGCUAUGCGAAAAGCGCAUACUCGUCGAGGUCGGGAGUUUGAGAUAUAGUCCAGCUUUGUGGCGCGUAUGGAGCGUGAAAUUUAAAGCUUUUGCCGAGAGCAACGAUCCUAGCACUGAGACUCGAGAGUUUGCUAGGCAGGCUGUGGAUAAGAUGGGCCAGUGUAAGAGGGACGGUAUUAAUCCUGCGAAGAGCGUGGUUGAGAAGUUUGGUUAUAUACGCCCUGACGAGGACUAG
Molecule: messenger RNA, 993 nt
Organism: Daldinia vernicosa
Lineage: Eukaryota; Fungi; Ascomycota; Sordariomycetes; Xylariales; Hypoxylaceae
Exons: 2
Coding region: 43-993 (316 amino acids)
Source: RefSeq, a predicted model, not a curated record